This is a messenger RNA of Ostertagia ostertagi, 339 nucleotides long. The record is from the annotation of a GenBank genome assembly. Lineage: Eukaryota; Metazoa; Nematoda; Chromadorea; Rhabditida; Trichostrongylidae.
AUGGGGAUCCACACUUGGACUGCAGGCGACCCAAUGGGCAUUCACGGUGACAACGAUGGCUGUCUACGACGACUUCGCUGGGCCACGUUCUUCUACCUCCUGCGAACGUUGGGUUUUGCAGUAGAAGAUGUCAAUUUGCAGAACCAUCUCAACACCGAUGCUCAAAUGUUUUACUGCGAAUCUAUACUGAACGGAGUAAUCUCGUGGACUGAGACGGGUUUCAGCAACGCUUGUUUUCUCGUUUAUCCAGAGACUGCAGAUCGAAAACGCAUAGCUAGAGCGAAGGAAAUUAUGCAGGCAGAGAUGGGUAAGCUUGUUCAGACAUAUCCAACAACGAAU